AUGGUCGCUCAGAAAAGGCCAGCGCCAUCGGCCAGCUCGAGCUCGAGCUCGAAGCCUCCUACACCGGCGGACCUUUCCAACGGCCAAGGUCCUAACUGGAAGAAGCGCAAGCAAGAGCGUGCACAUACCGCUCGUUUCAUUCAGACCCAAGCGCCUACAACAGCUUCAUCCUCAGCAAGUAGCUCACGGACGGUGUCUAAGUCCUCGACCCCUGUUCCUGCCUAUGCGUCAGCGGCUACUGGCGCUUCCACUUCGAAUCUACCAACAAGUGUCGAACUCGAAUCGCUCGUCUCCUCAAGAGCCUUUCAGAUCCAGAGCUUUCUUCGAUCCAUCAAAUCGGCCAAGUCGGCCACCACCACCAGAGCAUGGCAGCUCCUUCCACGGCAUGCACGCCGCCGCGCUGCCUCACACAAUCUGCUUCGCCUCCCAUCACGGCUACGCUCAAAAGCUUUGGCAGAACUUCGCAGCAGUACUACGCAAGCAAGAUCACGGUCCGACAUUCGGAAGCGUUUGCCGAGCCAUGGCGUCAUUCAAUCCACACUUAGGCGAAAGAAGCUGGCGGAACGGGCGUCUCAUCCGCAGAGAAGGUGGCUUGAGACGCACAUGUGGCAUGCAAAGAGGUUCAGGAUGACGACGGAAAAGGGCAAGAGGAAGGAGCGCGAUCAGGGCAACGAGUGUGGCAGGUGGGGCUUUGUGCUUCCCGAGACAACGAUGAUGAAGAGUCAUCGAGCGAGCUGGCGGAGUGCGAGGGAGUAUGUUACGGUGCAUGAUGCUAGCUACCACUCGGUCUUUCGAGUCGGCGUGCGUGCAGCCGGCUACGAACCGGCGAGUGAUGUCGAUGCGAAAUUGCUCGAGCAGCUGCGUUCCAGCCUUUCAAGAGCAGGUUUUGCUGACGCUUCAAGACUGGGCCUUGCAAAAUCACCUUCGUCUUCCCACGUCCUCGACACCGUUCUCACGCAGUCUCAAGGAGACCAGCAGAGCAGUAUCACAGACAUUCCAGCUUCCAUCUUCAAAGCUGCGCUAGCACCAGCCCGCAUCAUAUUGCUUUCCGGCUGUCGAAACUUCUCCAAGACUUUGCCACAGCAGGCUCCGUACAGCUACGAUUGCAAGGAAGCACUCGUCUUUGCCCACCCUGCGGCCGACCUGCACAUACGACGUGCGCUCAAAGCAGCCGGGAUAGUCUUGAUUGACGAGAGGAAGAACGCACUCUUCGAUCUCGAGCCACCAGCCGCACGAGUGGUCGACACGUACGCAUUCCAGCUCGAUUCGGCGCCCGAUCCGUGGCUGGCGGCAGGAGGAAAGGACAGCUCGCUGUCGAAGCUCGAGAAGAAGCGCAGGAGACAAGCAUACGGCAGCGGAAGCGCAAAGGGCUCGAGCGGGCAGGAGAUGGACACGUCUGACGAUGCAACAAGCAACGGCGUGAUCUUGGAUGACAGAACGACGCUGAUGCGUAAGCAAGGCUUCAACAUGUUUGAGCUCGUUGGUCCUCGCGCGACGUCGCUAUUGCAAGCCGUGCUUCGAUUGUCGCCCGCCGUCAGCCAGGAUGCUGCUGAGCGCAAUCUUAGACAGCUGUUAAGCAAGCAAAAUGGCGCAGCAACUUCGAUGGUCGAGGUGCAAGUCAAUGACCCUCGACUCUCAUACCCACCAAAGCUCAAGCCUAUACAUUCUGCUGCAAAGACAUCCUCGGAAUCAAAGAACGAGGCCGCUUUGGAGGCUCCAUCGACUGACAAGCUCUUUUGGACGGGAGCCACUCCACCUCGUUUCAGCAAAGGCGAGAUCGACUCGAGGCGAGCUUUCAACGUCGUGCCUGGUGCUCGAUUGCAGCCCGACUCUCGAGAUGACAUUGUACCCGUCGUCAUCAUCCGUGACCACCUCGUGCAGACUCCAUCGAUCGAUCGAUUCACUCUUAUCGUACCUCGCGGUUGGGGCACGGCUUUCUUCCUCUCCCUCGUCGCUACGCAUCAAUCUGGCGCCUCGAGUGGAGCACGAGUGCUGGGACAGCAUCAGCUGAAACAUCAGCGGCUCGAAUUGGCCGCCCUUUCCGCGGCUGUUGGCGCAAAGAUGCCAGCAGCCAAAGCGGACAUGCUCAGCUAUCCACACAAUUGGCUCGGCACGCAGGCGCAUGCCGUCAGUGAAAAGGAAGCAGCGGCGACGCGACAAGAGGUGUGGAGCAGGAGGCCCAAGGGCAAGAGGACAGAAUACCUUUUCCCGUCUCAUAAGGACUGGGUUGCCUUUCAACAAACAAACACUGCGGAUCAGGUCCAGGCAAAGCUUUCAAAGGAUCGAACAGGUGCUUCAAGGCCGUAUCCAUUCGGCGGGUCACAUUGCUGGGAGUGGAUCGUCGGGAACUCCGAAAGGCUGUUCGGCAAGGCUGCUGCCCAGCAAGACGAAAAAGUCGAGCUGCAACAGCCGUGGCUAGUGGCGUCGGCAGCGGCUCAGCUGCCGAACGAAGCGGCGCUUUCAGCAGCGAACCUUGCAUCUGCCAUGGUCGCUAUGAACUUGCGAGCGGUUCGAAAGGGAACAGUCAUGCCGUUGAGCAGUCUGAUGCUAGCACCUUCGUUCGAAGAUCACCUCAGUUGGGUACAUCACCUCCACCCGAUCGAUCAUCCAGCCGCGGUCGCCAACCGCAGCAGCACUGGAGCGCAAAAGAUGGACAAACAACAUCUCAAGUCGCUGAUCGAACGACGCUGUGAGAUCAUGCAGCUGGGACGAAGUGCUCCGCAAAGCUCCUCCUUCAAGCCGAAACUCAAAGCUGCUGUGCAGAGCACGAAUCCUUGGUCGAGCUCCAAUUCCACGGCGACCGAUCCGGAAGAGAUGCACAACCGCAGCGCCGACUGGAACAACACUGUGGGUACGGUGCUGGACGGCGACUACUCGCUCGGCAAUGGCAAAGGUUUUGGUAUCGGGGCGAUCACGCUGCGCGCUUGGUUGGAGUUGAAGGAUCGAGAGGCGAGGUUGGCGGCGCUCAAGGGAGAGGAGGAGGAGAAAGGUAGGAGGAAAGCGCGGAAUCCGAUCGAGACCAGGUUUCUGCUGUUGAUGCGCGAGCCCGGGACGGACGUCGUUCGCGCUGUGACUGCUAGCCUUAUACCCUUGUCGUAG
Messenger RNA from Pseudozyma hubeiensis SY62, 3099 nucleotides. RefSeq lists its product as hypothetical. The transcript has a single exon. Gene Ontology annotation, cellular component: ribonuclease MRP complex; nucleolar ribonuclease P complex. The record is from RefSeq and is a predicted model, not a curated record. Bases 1 to 3099 code for a protein of 1032 amino acids. Gene Ontology annotation, biological process: tRNA 5'-leader removal. Lineage: Eukaryota; Fungi; Basidiomycota; Ustilaginomycetes; Ustilaginales; Ustilaginaceae.